AGCGUGGUGUCUGAUUGUGAUCAGCUGUGGGCCAGACUCUUCUCUGCUAAAAAAGAACAGGAAUUCACAGAGAACCCCAAAUCCACUCAACUGGAGCUGGGAGAUGCAUCCUCAUCGUACAGCCGGCGCCUGUGUUGCCGUGGUAACCGUGCCCCCAAAGCGAAGUACCAGCGCCUGGCACAGGAACUGCUGCAGGACCCAGACUGGCCACCGCAGCCCCAGAGCAGCACCAAGGCCAAACCCCCCUCCGCCCUCCACAGUGGACCCAGCGCAGCCAAACUCUGCACGGCCUCCUCUCUCAUCCAGGGGGAGGGCCAGGGCUGGGCUCGGAGCCCAAGUUUUGACCCCCCCCCCCCUCCACCCGGGGGUAAUUUAUUCAGUAACCCCAUCGCUGGAGCACUACAGUAG
This is a messenger RNA of Acipenser ruthenus (sterlet), 408 nucleotides long. RefSeq names its product polyamine-transporting ATPase 13A3-like. Gene Ontology annotation, cellular component: late endosome membrane. Lineage: Eukaryota; Metazoa; Chordata; Actinopteri; Acipenseriformes; Acipenseridae. The record is from RefSeq and is a predicted model, not a curated record. Gene Ontology annotation, molecular function: P-type transmembrane transporter activity; polyamine transmembrane transporter activity. Gene Ontology annotation, biological process: polyamine transmembrane transport; intracellular calcium ion homeostasis.